Messenger RNA from Pocillopora meandrina, 2238 nucleotides. The record is from the annotation of a GenBank genome assembly. Lineage: Eukaryota; Metazoa; Cnidaria; Anthozoa; Scleractinia; Pocilloporidae.
AUGACCAAUGCUACACCGACUGCUUUAUCCACAAAGGAAACAACAAACUAUGCCAGGUUGUGCCGUCUGCUGGUUGAUAUUGGAACCCAGGCUCUUCGAGACACGUUAGAUACCAUCCAUUCUCCAGCAAAUCUACCCUCAGUUUUGGCGGCAAACAGACCCACCUUACAAUCUCUUAGAAAGAAGAAGAUUAUCAAUCAAAUACAGUGGGGGAAGCUUUUCCCUGCCAUCCCCAACUCAGUGUCUUCACGUGACUUUGACACAACUUUGCUGAUGGUUCUGUUACGGAACCUGUGCGGCUUAACUGCUCCGCUGACCGGUUGGGACGCAUUGCCUGCCGUAACAGACCUCAGCAGGGAAGCGGACAUUGCCCGAGUUAAGUAUUUUAGGAACACCGUGUACGGUCACGCUGAGAAAGCUUCUGUUGAUGAUGUCAAAUUCAAUGAAUACUGGCGUGACAUCCAGGACACUCUGGUCAGACUGGGAGGCGUCACUUAUGUAGCUGCUAUUGACGAUCUUAGAAACGAGUGCAUGGACCCUGAAGUUGAAGAUCACUACAUGGAACUACUGGGUGAGUGGAAAAAGGACGAGGACAACAUUAAAGAUCAGCUGAACGAAAUAAAGAUGAGACUUGAUCUCCUGACAGCUUCAAAAGAAGCAACUGAUCUAGGUAAGAUCUGUUCGAUGAUGGUGAUGUAGAUAAAGAUAGUUGGUUUUAAGCCUGGCGAUUUUUAUAUUUGACUAAUGCGUGUACUUCCGGUUUCAAACCAUUAAGGGUAAAACAGUUCAACGACAAAAACAGGAAGUGACAGGCCAGGCAGUCUCUCCAGUAUAAGUAGCCAUUUAAGUACAUCAUAUCCUCAGAAGCAAAUACUCGUUUUCCACUCCAACCUACCUCUGUCAAUUCUUACGCAAUUUCUUAACUUAUUGUUUCAAGGUCAGCAAUACCAGCGGGGUAAACAGAUCUGCUGGUGUGGAGUUACCACUUGCAAAGAGAGCGUUCACGAGAACGGACCAAGUGGCUUCUAUUGCCAUAAGCGUGACGCCUGUUUUUGUCUAAAAUGCGGUCAUACAGCUCAUGAUCAGCUGGGUAGAGUUGUUAUAAGUAACACUGAUCAUUCGCAAUCGUUGGCUAGAGGGAACUGUUUGAUAGAAGUGGAACAGGGCGCUGAAGCUAACUUCACAAUAAUAACGCGAGAUUCAGGAGGACAGAAGUGCUAUAACACGCAAGAACAAGUGACCGUCACUGUUAGCCCUAAAACUGGUGAUGAGGAGGUACAAGUCAUAGAUUGUAAAGAUAGUAAUUAUCGAGUAUGUUACAAACCGAAGAGCGUUGGUCGGCACGACUUUGAAAUCAAGGUAAAUGGAUGGCCGCUGACCGGUAGUCCUUGGAAAGUUGAGGUGAAGCCCCAUCAGUACAAAGUAGUGAGGUCGUAUGGGUCAGGAGAAUUAAACGGACCAUACUGUAUCGCAAAGAAUGAAAUAACUGGAGACAUUGCAGUUGCAGAUUAUGUUAACAAACGAGUCCUGGUCUAUGAUAAGGACAUGAAACGUGUGAAGACGAUAGGAGGCGAGGCAGAUUCGCAAGCCAACAUAGGUUUUCCUGUCUCAGUGGCAUUCUCAAAGAGCAAUGACAUCAUGGUUACUCAUGAGCAGUUCAAAUCACAUAAUAAGAAGCUUUCAGUUCUAACUGAUCGUGGCCUCUUCGUCGAACAUUUUUCUGAACAUCUGAUUCAAGCACAUCAUGUUUUUGUCAAAACUGACGAUGGCCACGUGAUCGUUUGCGAUAAAGGUGACAAAAAGGUGAAAGUCAUCUCCCCAGACGGGAAAGAAUUGCUGCUGGCCUUCUCUGCGCCGGAUAGCGAAAUUUCCCCAAGCUUUCCAUGUUAUUAUCGAGGCAUGUUCUAUGUUUCCUAUAUGAGAGCACAUUGUGUGAAGGUCUUUGAUAAGAAAGGAGUGUUCAUAAGCAAUAUUGGCCGCAAGGGUUGUGGUGAAGGACAGUUGAGAUAUCCCGAGGGACUUUGUGUAGAUUCCUUUGGUAACCUAAUCGUGUGUGACGCUAGUGGUAUUGAUGAAAAUCUCCGCGACGGCGUCCUGAAAAUGUUUACCUUGGAUGGAACAUUUCUCACUUCAUUUGGCGAGAACACGAUCAAAGUUCCUUGGAUCGUGUCUGGCUGUAAUAAUGGCGAUCUGCUCGUUGCUGAUCUUGUCGGGGAUAACGUUCAUAUUUUACGAUAA